Molecule: messenger RNA, 429 nt
Organism: Capsicum annuum
Lineage: Eukaryota; Viridiplantae; Streptophyta; Magnoliopsida; Solanales; Solanaceae
Exons: 3
Source: RefSeq, a predicted model, not a curated record
AUGGGAGAUGCAGGAGGAAUCAUCCAGGAAGAUGUUAGUUUGGCUCUUUGGUGUGUUAUUCAGGUUAAAGAUUCUACUGUCGAAAGUCUCCCUCUUCAGUCUGUCCCCGUAGUGAAUAAAUUCCCAGAAGUCUUUCUGGAUGAUUUCCCAAGAAUACCACCUAAUAGGGAGAUAGAUUUUGGUAUUGAUUUAUUGACAGAUACACAUCCUAUUUCUAUUCUGCCAUAUAUGAUGGCUCCUACAAAGUUAAAAGAGUUGAAAGAACAGCUAGCAGAUAUUCUAUAUAAAGGUUUUAUCCACCCCAGUGUGUCUUCCUGGGGUGCACUUGUACUUUUCGUGCGAAAUAAAGAUGGUUACCUUCAAGUUAAAGAGACCCAGGUUGAAGAUCUCAUCUUGAUGCAGAUCAAGAAAGAUGUGGUUCAACAAAAG